AUGUUUUCUGGGGCUUCGCUCGUAAAGACUAGUACAGGUAGAGUCACGAAUAAGGCUGUUUUUCAGUAUGCCUUCAUGAACGGCGGGAAAACUGCCGGCUUGAACCUGCAGCGUGGAUUUCAAGGAUGGGCCAAUGUGCCCAUGGGCCCUCCUGAUCCAAUUUUUGGUAUUUCAGAAACUUUUAAAAAAGAUAGUUUUCCCAAGAAAAUCAACUUGGGUGUCGGUGCCUACCGAGAUGACACGGGAAAGCCAUAUGUUUUGCCCAGCGUCCGCACCGCGGAAGCUGAAAUCUUGAAGCAAGACCUGGACAAGGAGUACUUGCCCAUGACGGGAGAUAACAGCUUCUGUGAGGAAGCUACACGCAUGGCUUAUGGUGAUGUUUACGAUAGCAUAAGCAAUCGUUUGGUUGCAGCCCAAUCCGUCAGCGGAACAGGUGCAUUGCUCCUUUCGUCUCGAUUUUUUUCGAAGUUUUAUCCAUCAAAAGACAUCUACAUCUCCAAUCCUACUUGGGGAAACCACAAAAAUGUGUUUAGCAAUGCAGGCUUAAAUAUCAAAGAGUAUCGUUACUACAACCCAAUUACAAAGGGACUCGACAUCGAAGGCAUGCUUAGUGAUUUGUCACAAGCUCCCAACAGCUCCAUUGUCCUUUUGCAUGCGUGUGCUCAUAAUCCUACUGGAGUGGAUCCCACACAUGCUCAAUGGAACGACAUUCUCCGAGUUGUUCGCGACAAGGGUCAUUUUGUAUUGUUGGACAUGGCUUACCAAGGUUUUGCCAGUGGUGACUUUGCACGCGACACCUAUGCCACCCAAUUGUUUGCCUCAAACAAUGUCCCAAUGUUUUUGUGCCAGUCUUUUGCCAAAAACAUGGGUCUUUAUGGCGAACGUGUAGGUUGCUUUAGUUCCUUGACCGCCUCUCCCGAAGAAGCUGCCAGAUUCGAAAGCCAACUGAAAAUCUUGGUUCGUGCUUCCUACUCCAACCCUCCCGUCCAUGGAGCCCGAAUCGCCAGAUUUAUUUUGAAGAACAACGACCUUCGUGCCCAAUGGGCUGGCGAAGUCAAGGGCAUGGCUAGCCGUAUUAUUUCUAUGCGCCAAGCCUUGCGCUCCAUUUUGGAAAAUGAUUUGAAAAGCAAACACGGCUGGAAGCAUAUUACCGACCAAAUUGGUAUGUUUUGCUACACCGGUUUAACGCCUGAGCAAGUCGCAACCUUGAGCAGGGACUAUCACAUUUACUUGACCAAGAAUGGUCGAAUCAGUAUUGCUGGCAUUAACACUUCCAACGUCCGUUACCUUGCUGAAGCAAUUCAUACCGUUACCUCUAAUUAA
Schizosaccharomyces osmophilus is the source of this 1323-nucleotide messenger RNA. RefSeq names its product mitochondrial aspartate aminotransferase Maa1 (gene maa1). The transcript has a single exon. Gene Ontology annotation, biological process: biosynthetic process; L-aspartate catabolic process. The record is from RefSeq and is a predicted model, not a curated record. Gene Ontology annotation, molecular function: L-aspartate:2-oxoglutarate transaminase activity; pyridoxal phosphate binding. Gene Ontology annotation, cellular component: mitochondrion. The coding region runs from base 1 to 1323 and encodes 440 amino acids. NCBI's taxonomy places the organism in Eukaryota, Fungi, Ascomycota, Schizosaccharomycetes, Schizosaccharomycetales, Schizosaccharomycetaceae.